AUGUGGGUUUCCAAAGAAGAAGGCCCACCUGCAGGACUUGAUCAAAGCUUCACAUCCUGCACGAGAUCUUCAGCGAGAUCUUCAAGCAGUACGCGAGGAGAGUCGGUGGAGGUGAACGGAGACGUCGGUGAUGGGCCACUCUCGGCGAGGGAGCUGGGCCAGGGCCGGGAAAGCCCGCCAGGGCGAGCGGCGCGAGCCACGCCUUCUCCGCCGAACACUGCGGUUCCUUCGGGGCCGGAGCCGAACAACCGGCGUCCCACAGACAGUUCGGGGAGCCCCGGCGGGAGCAUUUCCACAGGCCUCUUCCAGGCAGACCGCCAGUGGGAGGCCCUGGAGGGUGGGACGCUGGCGGUACAGCGUGGCACCUGCGUUUGGGUGCUGCAGCUGGAUCCCAACAGCGACUGGGCCCUUGGACAAGUUUUCAAGGACUGGUCGAUGCAGAGCGAUGCUGGCUGGGUCCCCCGCUGUGUUCUGACGCUGGCGCUCUUCCGGGUGUACAGUCCCUACGACUCCUCGGAGCAUGCUGAGGUGCAAGCUUUGGCCUUAAAGCCCGGCGACCUCGUGACGGUGCAAAGUUUCGGCAACGGCUGGAGCUACGGCAACCGCGUAGGGCCCGGCGGUACGGUGGAAGCCUCGGGCUGGUUCCCGCAGACCUGCAUCUUCCAGCCGCUCCCACUGCAAUGA
Molecule: messenger RNA, 684 nt
Organism: Symbiodinium sp. CCMP2592
Lineage: Eukaryota; Dinophyceae; Suessiales; Symbiodiniaceae
Source: the annotation of a GenBank genome assembly